AUGGAGCGGCGCGUGGUGAGCCUCUUCGUCGACUUCUUCGACUCUUACUCUUACAACAUCGUCCACUACCUGCGCAAGGUGAACGGUGCGGAACCGAUAGUCGUGCACCCGGGGGAACUAACCAUUGACGAUUUUGUGAGGAAAUAUUAUCCCCAAGUCGACAAUGUAGUGAUCUCCCCAGGGUAUGGAAAUCCUCAAACGGGGGGAAGGAGCAGAGACGAUCUAAUCGCAGGGAUGCUGGAGAGGAAGAUCGACAUUCCCAUCCUAGGCAUCUGCUUUGGGCACCAAUUAAUCUGCCACCUCUAUGGGUGUAAAAUAAAAAAAGUAAAGAACAUGUUUCAUGGGGACACAAAUAUAAUUCAUAUAUGCAAGUACGAAAAUAUAGCUAGCGAUUUGUUUGAAAAUGUACAGGACGGGUUCAAAGCGACAUGUUACAAUUCCCUAAAGGUGUCCAAAAGGGUCCCUGAUCCGUUGCGGAUUACAUGCUACUCACUUUGUGGAGAGGAAUUCAUAGUUAUGGGCACGCAACAUAAAUACCUCCCAUACUACACUGUCCAGUAUCACCCGGAGUCUAUCGAAAGUGACUUCAGCGACACCUUUUUUGAAAAUUUUAAAAAAAUUACACUGAAGCGAAGCGGUGGGCGUAGGGGGGGAGAAGCCACGGUCAACUAUACAGAGCACCAACUGUGGAGUAACCUCCUGCAGGGAGGAGGUUCUUUUGAGCUUCCCCCAAAUGAACGGGGACAGAAAGCAUGGAAAAUAAAAAUUAUAAAACUGUCAGGGGUGCAUAACUUGCGUAAUUUCUCGCAUGCCAUUUUCAGAGCCAUUUUUUAUGACCCAAAUGAUGUGUCUUUUUGGCUGGACAGCAACGGGGAAGUUUUGGAUGCCCCUCCGGAGGGCUACUACUCCAAGGGGGAGGGGAUCCAACACGAAGGAGAUGCCACUAGGGAUAGAAGUGGUAUCCAUAGCGGCCAUGUACAUAGCAGCCACCUGCAUGCCAAUCACCUCCAUAGCGGCUACCUCCAUACCAGCUGCCGAUUUUCCUACAUGGGAAAUGCGAAAGGCCGUUUAAGCGAACUGUUAGAAUAUUACUACGCAGAGAAUGGGGGAGGGCACCAAAUGAAUGGCACAAUCGUUCAGUUGGGGAAGAGGUCGAGCGAGGAAUCGUAUCGAGUGACGCACUACAGUGAGGAUCCAGACAACUGUCUGGUGCAUCACAUGAGAGAUCGGAUAAAUCUCUUUAAGGGUAAUUAUAACAUCCACUUGGAGGAGGUCAAAAUGGAGAAGUGCCAUGGCACCUUCAAUCAGUGCAGAACGGGGCGGGGUGAGAACAUGACCAAUUUUUCCACAGGGGGGGAAGCAGCAGCGGAAGAAGCAGCAGUAGAAGAGGGACAACUCCCCCCGGAUGGUUAUCCUUACGAAGGUUACCUUCCCAAAGGGGCAAUCCAAGAGGACCAAUUCGUGAGGCAUAGAAACUCCUGCCUCUUGGGCUACUUUGGCUUCUUUACAUACGAAUAUAAUUACGAGACGAUGAAAAUCUUGUAUAAAAAAAAGUGGAAGAAUCAUGCCCAGGACAGGGAAUCGAAGAAUGCCAUCCCAAUUUCUGUUUUUAUUUUCCCUCAGAAUUUUAUCUCACUCGAUUUGGUAAAUAAUAAUAUUUACUUAAUUUCGCUCGAACCGAAAGAUGCCUAUUUUAAGUCUCCGUUGGGGCACUCCCCCACAUUUUGGAGCAGCCAAGAUGUGCACAACGUCUUGCAGUACAAUGCCAGAUGGAAUCACGAAGCCAUCCACAAAAUCGUCAGAAUUGUUAAGACAAAACUGGAAUGCGAUCAGCACUGUCAGGUCCCCUCCUUUGUAUGCAUCACCCCCCCGGAGUGUUUCCCAUACCAUGAGCAGCUGCCGCACACGAACGAAGCAAACGAAAACAAGAUUGUAUUUUCUCCACUGGUAGGUAAAGAUGAAUAUAUGGAAAAUGUAAAACGGUGCAAAGAGUACAUUGAAAUGGGGCAUUCGUACGAACUUUGCUUAACGACCCAAUUUGUAGGAUACUAUUUCGUGUCGGAUUCUAAUGCACCCUCUGUAGAUUCUCUAAACAUGUAUUUGCAUGUAAGGCGCGUCAAUAAGGUUGCCUACAGUUGUUACAUUCACUACUGGAGAAAAAUGGACGCUGAGUCAGUACCCUUCCAACUAAGUAGCAACCCCGCGAUCGAUGAAGAACUGCAAUUCACAGUCAUGUGCAUUAGUCCCGAGGAAUUCCUCCGAAAGGAUAAAGACGACAUCCUCUUUAGCAAACCAAUCAAAGGGACCAUAAGGAGAGGAAAGUCGAAUGAAGAGGAUUCGAAAAUGAAAGAGAAACUGCUCAAUAGUAAAAAAGACAGAGCCGAAAAUCUUAUGAUUGUAGAUCUCACGACCAACGACCUUCACAGGAUUUGCCAAAUUGAUACCGUUCGUGUCAGCCACUUGUUUCAGAUUGAGAGCUACGCUUAUCUCCACCAAAUGGUUUCCCAAAUAUAUGGAAGGCUUCUCCCUGGGAAAACCUUUGCAGAUGCCAUUGUCAAUGUUUUUCCAGGCGGUUCCAUGACGGGCGCGCCCAAGCCCAUAUCUAUUUCGCUUCUGCAAAGCAUCGAGAAGGCCCCCCGGGGGGUUUACUCCGGAUCCAUUGGGUUCAUCUCCGUGGAGGGAAAUUUUAUCCUUAACAUCGUCAUUAGAACGGCUGUGGUGCAAAACAGGGCGAUUUCCAUCGGGGCCGGUGGCGCCGUCACUAUCAAGAGUGAUGAGACGGAGGAGUACAACGAAAUGCUCCUUAAGUUUAUGAGUGUGGCGAGGCCAAUUUGGUAA
Plasmodium inui San Antonio 1 is the source of this 2838-nucleotide messenger RNA. RefSeq lists its product as hypothetical. The transcript has 3 exons. NCBI's taxonomy places the organism in Eukaryota, Apicomplexa, Aconoidasida, Haemosporida, Plasmodiidae. Bases 1 to 2838 code for a protein of 945 amino acids. The record is from RefSeq and is a predicted model, not a curated record. Gene Ontology annotation, biological process: L-tryptophan biosynthetic process.